AAAUUGGGAUUGUCAAAUUUUUUGCACUCUGAGAAACGAAGGAUCGGAGCUAUGGUGCGAAAGCAAGUCCUCUCCUUAACGGAAGCGGCGGCUUCUAGAAUUCGCCACCUCUUAGACCAGCGUCAGCGCUCUUUCCUCAAGCUCGGCGUCAAGGCUCGCGGCUGCAAUGGUUUAUCCUACACCCUUAAUUACGCCGAUGAAAAAGGGAAGUUUGAUGAGUUGGUUGAGGAUCAAGGUGUAAAGAUAUUGAUCGACCCAAAAGCCCUGAUGCACGUGAUAGGAACUAAGAUGGACUUUGUUGACGACAAACUGAGAUCUGAGUUUCUUUUCAUAAACCCAAACUCAAAAGGGCAGUGCGGCUGUGGAGAAUCCUUUUUGACCGCGAGCAAAUCAGACGCAGCGAAGAGCAGUGGUAGCUCAUGAAUGGCCAGUCUUGUGACACUGGCAUGCUUGGUCUGGAUCUUUUUGAACAAAUGCAUAUAUUAGAGGAGGAAUUACAUACAGAGGAGAAGCUUAUUUGGGAUCUAAGAUGGGGCUGAUAAAUUCUUGUGAAUGACAAUUUAUUGUAGAUUUAUAGUGACAAUGACUGUAUCCUUUGUGGGUUACUUACUGAUGUAUAUUACUCAAUAUCAAUAAGCUGCAUCAAGAUAUUCACAUGGAGAAUAAAUAAAUCAGUUUUGCAGAACUUA
Messenger RNA from Salvia hispanica, 689 nucleotides. Its product is annotated as iron-sulfur assembly protein IscA-like 1, mitochondrial. NCBI's taxonomy places the organism in Eukaryota, Viridiplantae, Streptophyta, Magnoliopsida, Lamiales, Lamiaceae. Gene Ontology annotation, molecular function: 2 iron, 2 sulfur cluster binding. Gene Ontology annotation, biological process: iron-sulfur cluster assembly. Gene Ontology annotation, cellular component: cytoplasm; mitochondrion. The record is from RefSeq and is a predicted model, not a curated record.